Molecule: messenger RNA, 1578 nt
Organism: Monopterus albus (swamp eel)
Lineage: Eukaryota; Metazoa; Chordata; Actinopteri; Synbranchiformes; Synbranchidae
Product: bcl-2/adenovirus E1B 19 kDa-interacting protein 2-like protein
Exons: 16
Coding region: 229-1578 (449 amino acids)
Biological process (GO): apoptotic process
Cellular component (GO): cytoplasm
Source: RefSeq, a predicted model, not a curated record
GCUGUUGUUUUCUUUUGUUUGGUUGCUUUAUCUCCUCCUGUUGCUGUGAAGCCAUUAGUGAUAAACCCGCUGAGUCAGAAAUGACCUCCACUCGAUGUAAAGCGUCUACAUGACAUUUAAAAACCCUGAAGUGGAGUUUUUAACCUCCGUCACAUCCAAAGCCCUCAGAGCCCCAACAGGAAAGUCUGAACUCGUAUCACCUGUGCAAUCUCCUCAGCAGGUAGGAACAUGCACGCUGCAGUUUCCACCCUACGCCUCUGCCUGUACAGUCAGAGUCACCGUGGCAACAGGGCGGGCCUCACUGCAGCAACACACCACACCUCUGCCGUGAAAGUACACAGAGAGAGACAGCUGGCUGUUGCAGCGUGUGAGUUUCCUGUCGACUCCCAGACAGAAACGACCUCCUUACGGCUCAGCAGAAACAAGAUGGAGUCCAGAGAGGAAGAAGAGGAAGACACACCCAGGUCAUCUCUGGCAGGGGAAAUCACUGAGGACAUCAACAGCACCAACAAGCAGGUGGAAACAGGUAAACAAGUAAGAGAGAACGGUGUUGCCAAGGCAGUGACAGGUGUGGACUCAGCAGAUGAGGAGGAGGAGACAGAAGAUGGAACAUUGGCUAGAGAUGAGCCAGGUGAGAAGGAGUUUGACUUCCAGCCAGCAGCAGCUCAGGUCAACUCGGAGCAGAACCCAUCGACACCGACCACAGACAAACCAGCUCCUCCCAGAAGCCUGGCCUUAUCAGGGCCACAACCACCGAAGAAGAAAGUGCUGGCGGCUCCAGCUCUCAGCCUGUCUCUAGGUCGCAGUGAGUCCGUGGUCUCUGAGGACUUCCCACCCGGCUUCCUGUCCCCUUCGCCUGAAGAUGAUGAUGACACAGGCCUCGACUUUGACCUGGAUGCCAUGGAAACGCCCUCUGACAGUGAAUCACUGCCCUUUCCCAUGUACGACCUGGAAGAUGACCUGCACGGUCUCGGCGUGGCAUCCCAUCGUCGUAGACCAUUUGGCCCAAGCCCCAGGUUUAGUUCUGAGUCCCGUGCCAGUUCUGGACCGGGGACAGACCACAGCGGGCUGGGAGCUCUAGAGAGGGAGGACAUGGUGGACAGUCAGGGCACCAGGUGGCGGUGUUUCUCCACAGGCGACCCUCCACAGGAGAGCCGGGUCAACAUGAGUGUCCUGGAGCCAUUUCUCAGAGUGCUGUCACACGGAGGUUACCAAGGAGAUGGUAUGAACGACAUCAUCGUGUUUUCCUCCUGUUACCUGCCCCAGAACAGUCUGGAGAAUUACCAGUAUGUGAUGGAUCACCUGUUCAGGUAUGUCGUUGGGACUCUGGAACUGAUGGUUGCAGAAAACUAUGUGAUCGUGUAUCUGUGUGCUGGAGGUCAGAGAGACAAACUGCCGGGAAUCAGCUGGCUCAGGGAGUGUUACACCACCAUCGACAGGAGGCUGAGGAAGAACCUGAAGGGUUUCUACGUGGUUCAUCCCACCUGGUACAUUAAGGCCCUGAUCACCAUCAUCAAACCCUUCAUCAGCUCUAAGUUCAGCACGCAGCUCCAGUAUGACCAGAACCUGUCUAGGUGA